This is a messenger RNA of Staurois parvus, 338 nucleotides long. NCBI's taxonomy places the organism in Eukaryota, Metazoa, Chordata, Amphibia, Anura, Ranidae. The record is from the annotation of a GenBank genome assembly.
CUAAGAAUGCAGACUGCUCCUGCAAACAUUUGUCAAAGAAUGGGUUGCUCGCAGGAGCUCAGUGAAUACAAGCGUGGUACCGUGAUAGGUUGCCACCUGUGCAAUAAGUCCAUCCAUGAAAAUUCCUUGCUACUAAAUAUUCCAUGGUCAACUGUUAGUGGUAUUAUAACAAAGUGGAAGCAACAGGCACUCAGCCACAAAGUGGUAGGCCACUGAACUGCAAAGCGUCGAAUGCACUUGUGUAAAGCAGGCCACCACUGGACUCUUUGAUGGACGUGUCUGCGUUUGGCAGUUGUCAGUAGAAGAGAACUUGCCUGACUGCAUUGUGCCAUGUGUAA